GAAUGGCAAGACGUAAUAUCUAUCUCUCUAUAUAUAGUAACAAGUAUCUGAGACAUUAUUCAUAAUCAAAACAUCUACAUAAUUCCUUGAGAGUUUUCAAUCAUGGCAUUCCACUCCAAUUUCUUUUUCACUUUGUUAGUUUCUUGUUCUGUAAUUUCUCUCAUUGAUGCCAGUAAUGAUGGAAUCACAGUCGACCUUAUUUAUCGUGACUCUCGUCUUUCACCAUUCUACAACCCCAAUAAAACUCAAUUUGAGCGUCUAGACAGCAUGUUCAGUCGUUCACUUGCACGUAAAGCAUUCCUGAAUCCAACCUCAAUUUCCACAACAGACUCAAUCGAAGCAGUCCUCAAGUCCAGUGGAGGAGAAUACCUCAUGAAAAUCUCCAUUGGAACGCCACCUGUUGAAAUCCUAGUCAUGGCUGACACAGGCAGUGACCUACUGUGGACACAGUGCCUUCCUUGUGAGACUUGUGAACAAAACGCGCCACUUUUUGAUCCCAGAAAGUCAACCUCGUACAGUCAUUUGCCGUAUUCAUCUAAUCUAUGUCGUGCUGUGACUGCUGUCGGACAUGCAAGUCGUGACCAUGAAGAUAAUUGUCGAUAUUCUGUUUCCUAUAGGGAUGAUUCUUACAGUAAAGGAGAUUUAGCUACGGAAACUAUUAGUCUUCAGUCGAAUUCUGGAAAAUCAGUGUCUUAUAAGGUUGCGUUUGGUUGUGGCCAUGAUAAUCGUGACACUUCCAACGAAGCUGAUGCUGGAAAUACUGGAAUUAUAGGCCUUGGAGGUGGAAGUCUUUCACUGGUCCGCCAGUUGUAUAAAUCCAUUGGUGGAACAUUCUCCUACUGUCUGACUCAAAUUGAUGAAUACGAUGCUCCAAGUAAGAUAAGUUUUGGUAGUGAUGCUUUGGUUUUAGGGCCAAAAGUUGUGUCCACUCCCUUGAUAAUUUAUAAAAGUUACUACAUAAGAUUGGAGGGUGUUACUGUUGGAACCAAUAGAUUAAACUAUGAACCCCCCUCCGGAAACGGCUUUCCUGAGGAUCGAGGCUACAUUAUUAUUGAUUCUGGGACGAUGUUAACUUUCUUCUUCGAGCAAUUUUAUCUGAAACUUGAAUCAGCGCUCGUGGAAGUUAUUAAAGGGGAACGUGUCAAGGAAACACCAGGUGACUUUAAAUUGUGCUAUCGAACCAGCCGUGGAGAUUUUGAUGCACCAAAAAUUGUAGUUCAUUUCAGUGAUGCUGAUUUAGAGUUGUCAUCAACAAACACAUUUCUUGAAGUAAAGGGGAUGCUUUGUUUAACUAUGGUACCGUCCAAUGAUAAACAAAUCUUUGGGAACUUGAAUCAGAUGGAUUAUCUCGUAGGAUAUGACCUUGUGAAUAACAAGGUUAGUUUCAAGCCAACGGAUUGUUCCAAGUUCCCUUGAAAA
Olea europaea var. sylvestris is the source of this 1419-nucleotide messenger RNA. RefSeq names its product aspartic proteinase CDR1-like. The record is from RefSeq and is a predicted model, not a curated record. Bases 103 to 1416 code for a protein of 437 amino acids. The transcript has a single exon. NCBI's taxonomy places the organism in Eukaryota, Viridiplantae, Streptophyta, Magnoliopsida, Lamiales, Oleaceae. Gene Ontology annotation, cellular component: extracellular region.